This is a messenger RNA of Penicillium antarcticum, 891 nucleotides long. RefSeq lists its product as uncharacterized. Gene Ontology annotation, cellular component: cytoplasm; nucleus. The record is from RefSeq and is a predicted model, not a curated record. Gene Ontology annotation, molecular function: protein serine/threonine kinase activity; ATP binding. The transcript has a single exon. Bases 1 to 891 code for a protein of 296 amino acids. NCBI's taxonomy places the organism in Eukaryota, Fungi, Ascomycota, Eurotiomycetes, Eurotiales, Aspergillaceae. Gene Ontology annotation, biological process: mitotic DNA damage checkpoint signaling; protein phosphorylation.
AUGGAAGGGCAUCCUGUUCUUCUGAGACCUGAAGGUACCUUGCGUAUCAUCACGCUUGGAGGUUCUGGGGGUAUUCACCAAGAUCCUAAUGACCAAGUUCUCAAGGCACCUCUCAAAUACAAUACUCAAGGUUGCAACCGAGAGGUUAUCGCAUCUGUUGCAAGCAAAGAAGUGUUCUUAAAGGAGUGCAUCGAUCGCGAGAAACUUGUUUAUCGGGCGCUCCCAAAAGACGACCCUAAUAUCCUGAAAUGCCUGAGUAUUGCCGAAAGAGGAAUCCAGCUCCCCUUUGUACAGCAUAGGGAUGUCCGAAAUUAUCUCCAAAACCAUGAGAUUGAAGUGGAGACCCGAGAUCGCUGGAUUCAAAAUGCUGUUGACGCUAUUGCUACCAUUCAUGCAUGUGGUAUCGUCCACUCCGACAUCAGUCCGCGUAACUUUCUCGUUACUAAUGAUCUUUCAAUUCAACUAUGCGACUUCGCUGGAUCGAGAAUCAAUGAUAUUCACUCUUUAGUUGAGGAGAAAUCUCGAUAUCGGUUACCUUUGUCACCUUCGUCUCCUAGGACUGCUAUCACCGAUCUUUUUGCGCUUGGUUCUUUCAUCUACGAAAUCCCUACCGGUACAAGCCCUUUUCCCGACCUCGAUGAUGACGAAAUUGAGAGACGGCACGCCUCGCUAGACUUCCCAAGUCUAGAUGGCCUCAAAUACCACAAGGUUAUUUCUAAGUGCUGGAGGUCGCAAUACUCUUCCGCUGAUAUGGUAAGGGGCGAUAUUCGCCGCCUCCGCAAGGCUUCUACUUUCGAUACGAAACUACUUGACCCCUCAUUCAUUUUUCCUGUUCUAGCAAUGAUUUGCAUCAGAUUUACUGUCUGGACGUAUAAGGGGCGGAAUAGAUAA